Nicrophorus vespilloides is the source of this 1131-nucleotide messenger RNA. RefSeq names its product BTB/POZ domain-containing protein KCTD5 (gene inc). Gene Ontology annotation, biological process: proteasome-mediated ubiquitin-dependent protein catabolic process; protein homooligomerization. Gene Ontology annotation, cellular component: cytoplasm; Cul3-RING ubiquitin ligase complex. The transcript is spliced from 3 exons. NCBI's taxonomy places the organism in Eukaryota, Metazoa, Arthropoda, Insecta, Coleoptera, Silphidae. Bases 129 to 764 code for a protein of 211 amino acids. Gene Ontology annotation, molecular function: cullin family protein binding. The record is from RefSeq and is a predicted model, not a curated record.
UGGAGCGAAAGUAAUAUUUCUUGUCGGGUGUAGUGUUGGUGGUGUGCAGUUGAAUUGGUUGUUGUUGCUAGUGUUGCAAGUGCAGUGGGCGCAACAACCGCGGCGACGGGCGCAAAAAGCACCUAAAAAUGGCGGAUGAUGAUGAUGUUUACACAUUAGACAAUAAACAAACUUUGAAAUCGGGCAGCAAGCAAUGGGUGAAACUGAACGUGGGAGGCACCUGUUUCCUCACCACGAAGACGACGCUGUCGCGCGACCCCAACUCGUUCCUCUAUCGUCUCAUUCAGGAAGAUAGCGAUUUGAUUUCAGACAAGGACGAGUGCGGAGCAUACAUGAUAGACAGGGAUCCCAGCUACUUCUCUCCAGUGCUAAACUACCUGCGACACGGCAAACUGGUAAUCAACAGGGGACUGGCAGAGGAGGGCGUUCUCGAGGAGGCUGAAUUCUACAACAUAGCUGAACUGAUUACAUUAGUAAAAGACAGAAUCUACCAUAGGGAUAGUUUACCUUCGAAGGCUAGCAAGAAGAAUGUGUACAGGGUCAUCCAAUGCCACGAGGAUGAACUCACUCAAAUGGUCUCUACGAUGUACGACGGCUGGAAAUUCGAGCAAUUAGUCAAUAUAGGUUCACAAUAUAAUUACGGUUCGGACGAGCACGCGGAAUUCCUCUGUGUCGUGAGUCGCGAGUGUGGUACCACGGAUAAGAGUGAGGUGGAACAGACGGACAAAGCCAAAGUUUUGCAACAGAAAGGAUCGAGGAUGUAAAUGUGAUAUAUUAUGCACACAAUACAACAACAACAACAAACAACUAAAUGCCACAAAAGCUUGUCUACAAACAAACAAACAAGAUACUUGUACGUAUCUUGAAUUUUCUGAAACAUAAAUAACAAUAAUAAUGUAUAAACGUCGAUAUUGGAAUGAGGAUAUUUUAUGAGGAUGAACACGAAUAAGAGGCUGGUCUGGAUCUCCUUCGUUUCUAUCCUUGAUUUUGAAGUUGACUCCUCCACACAAUUAACUCGCAACUGUACAUAUUUCUCUCUCUCUCUCUAUCUCCACCCCCUCAAUGUUCAGUUCUCCCGCCGCCCCCUCCACCAUCCUUAUAUAAAACAAUAAAUAUACGUUUUUUUAUCUA